Lichtheimia ornata is the source of this 1047-nucleotide messenger RNA. RefSeq lists its product as uncharacterized. The record is from RefSeq and is a predicted model, not a curated record. The coding region runs from base 1 to 1047 and encodes 348 amino acids. The transcript has 8 exons. NCBI's taxonomy places the organism in Eukaryota, Fungi, Mucoromycota, Mucoromycetes, Mucorales, Lichtheimiaceae. Gene Ontology annotation, molecular function: FAD binding; D-amino-acid oxidase activity.
AUGACCAAGCAUGUCGUUGUAGUUGGAGCCGGCAUCGUAGGAUUGUCGACGGCAUUGGCGCUCUUGGACAAAGGAUUCAAGGUCACCAUUCUCGCUCAAUGGCAACCGGGAGACUUCCACAUUGAGUAUACAUCGCCUUGGGCAGGCGCUCACUGGCGUACAAUGGCCCCCAACUCGGAUAAGCUACUGCAAGGAUUCGAUGCUACCACUUACCGCAAGUUUAUGCAACUAUCAAGAACGCAUCCCAAGGAAACAGGAAUUAUGAUUAUCCCGAGCACGGAUUACUAUGAUGAGUUGGUACCAGAAACCACUGAUCCAUGGUUCCGUCACCUUGUUUCUGAUUUCCAAUUCGUCCCAAAGGAAUCCUUACCACCUGGUGCCAAAAUAGGACAUCGUUACACCACAGUGGUUGUAAAUGCACCCCACUACAUCCGAUGGCUGCAACAUCAAUUUAUUUCCAAUGGCGGUAAAAUCAUGAAAAGGGCACUAGCACAUAUCAGUGAAGCCUUUGAUCUUGGAGAUGGUCUCCCACCAGUGGAUGCAGUGGUCAAUUGUACCGGGCUUGGCGCACGCUACUUGGGUGGCGUUGAUGAUGACCAGGUAUAUCCAACACGAGGUCAAACGGUGGUGGCAUAUGCACCUUCGAUCAAGGAAACUAUUACACAUUUGGGCAAAGAUUUCAUCACCUAUGUAAUACCUCGCUCGGAUGGUACAGUGGUCCUUGGAGGCACUGCAAAUAAGAAUGACUUUAAUCCCAACCCAGAGAAGGCUACCAUUGCAUCCAUUCUUGAACGCACUCAAGUCAUUUGUCCUGCAUUGAAAGACCUCGCUCCUCUAAAGAUAGUAAGACAUGGCGUUGGCCUUCGUCCUUCACGCAUCAAUGGUGCCCGUAUUGAAAACCAAUAUUAUACCAAACCCAAUGGCCGCAAAAUCCUCGUGACACAUGCAUAUGGACAUGGAGGAUUUGGAUAUCAAUCUAGCGUAGGAGCAGCAGAAUAUACAGCUGGGCUAGUGGAAAGGGGAUUGGUGGAGAGUCCAAAGUUAUAG